CAACUUCUCUCUGUCCCCGUGUUGGAGGUCUGCUAUACUUCUACUCUUCCAGUAGCAUCGACAGAAGCAAUAAUGGCGGGAAGAGAAGGUUUUCUCCACAGUGAAGCUUUCGAUCCUCAUAUUGAAAGAUUGGAGGGGGAAGACCUCAUGAUUGAUUUGCAAUUUCAGCUUAAAUCUCUACGAAGCAGAAUCAAGGAAUUAGAGCUCGAGAACGCAAGAUUAUCUCAGAUUUCAAAUUGUCGGUGCCGGAAGAUAGAAGAGAGUCAUGAACGUUCUGCUAUAUCUGCUGAUAUUUCAGUUGAGGACAUAGUGCAAUCAACUUCUGGUAUUGGUAUAGUUGGAGCAGUGUCAUACAAAGAGGAUUGCAGAGAAGGCGGCAUAUAUACAAGAGAGAAGGAGGGAACCAAAACUGUUGACGGGAAUAGGAAGAAGAAAUCAAAAGAGGAAACAAUGGGUUGUGACACGGGGAUCAUGCGUCACCAUGCUAGGAGACAUGUUGCUCUUAAGAUUAUGUACUUCGGUCAGAGGUUUCAUGGUUUUUCUUCAGAGGGACAAAUGGAUCCAACUGUCGAGUCUGAAAUUUUCAAGGCACUCAAGCAAACAAAGCUUUUGAUUGGUGAGAAAGAGGAGUUACAGUACUCAAGGUGUGGUAGGACUGACAAGGGUGUUUCAUCUGUUGGACAGGUUGUCUCUUUAUUUUUACGAUCAAACCUUAAGGACAUCAAGUUGCUUGCAAAUUGUGAGGAAAAUGCUCCAAAAGAAAGAUGUGAAGAGGAAAUUGAUUACGUGAAGGUCCUGAACAGAGUCCUUCCCAAAGAUAUCCGAGUUAUAGGCUGGUGUCCUGCUCCUAUUGAUCUCCAUGCAAGGUUCAGCUGUUUGAGCAGGGAGUACAAGUACCUUUUCUGGAGGGAAAAUCUGGACAUAUCAGCAAUGGAGAUUGCUGGUAAAAAAUUUAUGGGGGAACAUGACUUCAGGAACUUUUGCAAGAUGGAUGCAGUGAAUGUCCACAACUACAGACGCAAUAUCUUAUCAUUUGAAGUUUCAUCUUGCAAUGAAAGGUCAGAAGAUGAUCAAAUAUGGGCCAUGACAAUCAAAGGUAGUUCCUUUCUAUGGCACCAGGUCAGAUGCAUGGUUGCUGUGCUGUUUAUGAUUGGUCAAGGUCUUGAAUCCCCUAGCGUAAUUGAUAUUUUGCUUGACACAAGCAAGACCCCAAGGAAACCUCAGUACACCAUGGCUCCUGAGCUUCCAUUGAUUCUUUAUUCCUGUGAAUUUCGUGACUUGAGCUUUGUUUGUUCUCCAGAUGCACAGAAGGCUGUGUAUGAGCACUUGAAGCAUGAAUGUCAAAGUUAUAGGCUCAAGGCUUCUAUCUUUCGUACGGCACUGCUAAGUUGCUCUUCUGCAAUGACCGUUAUCAAAUUUCAGAUGGGAAUCCCUUGGGCUAUUCUAAGAAGAAGGCAGUCCAUGUUCCUCUCAUGUCACGACCAACUGAGCCAUCUUAUGAAGAGCGGCGUGCCAAGCUGAAAUCAAGAAAGUAAUUGUAUGAGUGAGUUCUUUCUCCUGGAAGUGGUCUAUCUAAAUUUAAUUUUUAUAUAUGAUCCUCAAUUUUGACUGUUGCUUCACUGUGCAGUCUGUAUUUUGGUUUGUUUUCUGUUUAUGUACACCAUUAGAAAAUGUUCAAUUC
This is a messenger RNA of Telopea speciosissima, 1681 nucleotides long. RefSeq names its product tRNA pseudouridine(38/39) synthase. The record is from RefSeq and is a predicted model, not a curated record. Gene Ontology annotation, cellular component: nucleus; cytoplasm. Gene Ontology annotation, biological process: mRNA pseudouridine synthesis; tRNA pseudouridine synthesis. Gene Ontology annotation, molecular function: RNA binding; pseudouridine synthase activity. Lineage: Eukaryota; Viridiplantae; Streptophyta; Magnoliopsida; Proteales; Proteaceae. The coding region runs from base 73 to 1521 and encodes 482 amino acids. The transcript is spliced from 15 exons.